Beta vulgaris subsp. vulgaris (sugar beet) is the source of this 2138-nucleotide messenger RNA. Its product is annotated as probable DNA primase large subunit. The transcript has 20 exons. Bases 407 to 1768 code for a protein of 453 amino acids. Gene Ontology annotation, biological process: DNA replication, synthesis of primer. Lineage: Eukaryota; Viridiplantae; Streptophyta; Magnoliopsida; Caryophyllales; Amaranthaceae. Gene Ontology annotation, cellular component: alpha DNA polymerase:primase complex. The record is from RefSeq and is a predicted model, not a curated record.
GAUGGGUUGAAGAGAAAGAAACAGUAGAGUAAGGGGUAGGACCGUAGGAGAGAGAAAUCAAAUAGAUUGGGUAUCAUUUUUAUUUUUUUUUAAUGGACAGCUGAGAUGAAUAGAUUUAGAUGGAGGGAUAAGAUUACACUAACUCUACCUCUAGAGUUCUCUAAUAACUCUAGAGGAUCCGGACUCAAAAGAAUUGCCUAAACAUCAGGCUGCCUUGUUUGGGCCAGGAUCAUAAUCAUAUAAUGGCUUAUAACUAGCGUGCUCCAAAAUUCUUUCCCGCCAUUUCUACCACUUCCACUCUUUUGACACCAACACUCUGGCGCCAAACCCUCAGUUUCCAUCUUCUACUUCACACCACAUUAGAGAGAGAAAGAGAAAGAGAUAGAGAGAGAAAGAGCCGGAGAAAAUGGAAAUUCUGAGAUCUCAGAAAAAAUCUUCUUCCGACGAUAUCGCUGUCGUUUCUACUCUCCCGCUAUAUCGCUCUCCUCCUCAAUUGGAAGUUCGUCUUGAAGAUUUCGAACUCUUCGCCAUUGAUCGUCUCCGAGUACUCAAGGGAAUUUCCGAUGGACUUUCUCGAGGAAAGAAGCCUGAUGAAAUCGAAAAAUUGGUGAGCGAUUUAUUGAAAACACACAUGAGACACUCUCAGGCUUCGGAGGUUAUGAACAAGGACAUCAUCUCUCACUUUGUUCUCCGCCUUGUUUAUUGCAGGACGGAGGAAUUGAGAAAAUGGUUCUUGUCCAUGGAAACAACUCUUUUCCGGUAUCGAUACAAGCUGGAGAGCUUAGAAAGUCAGAGGGCUCUACUAGCUGAGUUUAAUCUUCCUUACAAAGUUGUCAGCAAUGCCGAAUUUGAGAGUGUGAAGGAGAAGCUAUCACAAGUUGCAAGAUCUAUUGGGCAUCCUUUGACCAGUGCUGAUGUCAUAUUCUACAAGGUGCCAUUUGAAGAAGUUCCUGAACUUGUUGCUGGACGCAGAGUUUACAUCCAUAAAGGGCAUGCCUAUGUUGCUAUGAAUCAGGUUAUUUCUCUCGUUGUCACGCAAUUUCGCAGCAAUUUAUCAAAAGCUCUAAUACUGACAAAUAGAAAAUGGACCUUUAUGAUCAGUGACAAGGAGAAGGACAGGUUGACUCCGAUUGUUGAAGCUCUCAGCACAAGUUACCUGGGCCCUGAUUAUUCUGAGCAAAAGGAGUUUGCAGAGAUCUCAUUGAAAGACCUUGAUCGAGUAGCAAAUAGUUCAUUUCCACUCUGCAUGCGCCACCUAUUUGAUAAGCUACGGGAAGACCAUCACCUCAAAUACGGAGGCAGGAUGCAGUUAGGUCUAUUUCUUAAGGGUGUAGGAUUAACUUUGGACGAUGCUCUUGCAUUUUGGAAAUCUGAGUUCUCCAAGAAGGUUGGUCCUGAGAGAUUUGAUAAAGAAUACGCUUACAGCAUACGCCACAGCUAUGGAAAAGAAGGCAAGAGAGUGGAUUAUACAGCUUAUUCUUGUCAAAAGGUCAUCUCAUCUACUCCUGGUGUUGGAGAUCACCAUGGCUGUCCUUAUCGACAUUUCAGUGAGGACAACCUUAGAGCUGCUCUUUGUAAUAUGGGAGUGAGCAGUCGGGCAAUGACUGAUGUGAUGGACAAAGUCCGAAACAGACACUACCAGUUGGCUUGCACCUUAACAUUUGAAGCUGUCCACAGUUCGUCUUGCGAUUCUGGAAUUAAUCAUCCGAAUCAAUACUUUAAUGAUAGCCAAAAGAUUCUGCAAUCAAAGGCCAAUCCCUCUGUAUGAUCUAUGGCGUCAAGGUGGAUUGUUGUUGUUGCUUUCCUCUUCAGAUAAGCAUAUUGGUCUGUUGGAAUCAUGCUUUUAUACGUGGUCCCAGUAUUGGUUUUACUGGUAAGUUUACGUGUGCGUAGCAAGGCCAAUGACUUCCCUGAAUUUAUGUAUUUUAACAAAUUGAUUCAAGGGAUUAAACUAUACAAAAAGCAAUGAGAAUGACGGCACUUAAUCAGUACCUUUAGCUUGUAAAAUAUUAGUGUUAGUUAUAAUUAUACCAACUUUAAUGUUCAUAAUCAUUUUUCAUUUGUUGUAUGUGAAUUAGAAAGUUCUUUUUAUAUUAUUAGUUCCAUGCUCUGCGACUGCAAGCAUGACUUUGGAUGAA